This is a messenger RNA of Cornus florida, 2886 nucleotides long. RefSeq names its product receptor-like protein 15. The record is from RefSeq and is a predicted model, not a curated record. The transcript is spliced from 5 exons. NCBI's taxonomy places the organism in Eukaryota, Viridiplantae, Streptophyta, Magnoliopsida, Cornales, Cornaceae. The coding region runs from base 1 to 2886 and encodes 961 amino acids. Gene Ontology annotation, molecular function: protein binding.
AUGGAAAAUGGGUGUGAUGGUUGUUUGGAGCAAGAGAGAAUUGCUCUGCUUCAAUUUAAAGCUUCUUUCAACCUCCAAAAUAGGAGUGACUAUAAUAUAGACAAUGAUCCCUUCCUGGACUGGGAGGACGAAGGAAUCACUGACUGUUGUGACUGGGAUCGUGUUGAGUGCCACAACACCACACGUCGCGUACUCAAACUUGGGCUUCAAUAUAUGUCCUUGACAGAUUGGUCCUAUCUAAACACCUCCUUGUUUCUUCCCUUCGAAUCACUCACAAGUCUAGACUUGAGUGUGAACUCUUUGCAUGGAUGUGUUGAGAACCAAGGUUUCGAAAAACUAUCCACGUUGAAAAAUCUACAAUUCCUUGGCCUGAAUAGUAAUGGAUUCAAUAAUAGCAUUCUGUCAUCUCUGUAUCAGCUUUCGACUCUGAAGACCCUGGAUCUAAGCAACAACAAAUUAGAUGGCACAAUUCAUAUUCAAGGUUUGAACAACAUCAAGGAGCUAUACAUAAAUGGAAACAAGCUGGAUGGUAUCAUCAGCAAUCAAGGUCUUGAGGGAGCUCAAAAUUUGAACAGCUUAGAGGUCCUUGAUAUGAGCUAUAAUGAAUUCGACAAUAACAUCUGGUCUGCUCAAGGGCUGUGUGAAUUGAGAAGUCUUCAAGAGCUUGACCUCAUGAGUAACAGAUUGGAGGGUCCCUUGCCUGGUUGCUUGGCAAACUUGACGUCCCUUCGGCUUUUGGAUAUCUCUUCCAAUCGCUUUACAGGAAAUAUUAACAAGUCAUCUCCACUUGUGCAUUUGACAUCUCUUGAAUACCUUGCCCUCUCAAGAAACGACUUCCAAGUCCCAAUCUCGUUUUCACCAUUCUUCAACCACUCAAAACUCAAGUUCAUUGAAAGCCUACACAAUGAAUUGUUGGAAGAUGAAACGAAUUUUGAGACCAUGGCACCCAGUUUCCAACUUACUGGAAUUCGUUUAUCUGACCAUGCAUUCGGCAAUGUUAGUAGUACUACUGGAGCCUUUCCCAACUUCCUCUACAACCAGAAGAACCUCCAAGGUGUUCAACUCUCUCGAAUUAACUUCAAAGGCGGUAAGUUUCCAAGUUGGUUGUUAGAGAAUAAUACGGGAUUAGCCGUACUUCUUCUACCAGAUAAUUCACUCACUGGACAUUUUCAAUUGCCGCCCUUCCAUCCUAAGACUGGGCUUCUAGCAUUAGAUAUCUCCAACAAUCACUUUCAUGGCCACAUUCCAGACAACAUUUCUAUGGUUUUUCCAAGUUUAAAAUACUUAAACGUGUCUGGAAAUGGCUUUGGAGGUAGCAUUCCCUCUUCAUUAGGUGAUUUGUCUUCAUUGGAAACUCUCGACUUAUCCAAUAAUCAACUGUCUCAGGGGAUACCGGAGCACUUGACCACGGGUUGCGUCUCCCUGUCAUUGUUGAAACUAUCGAAUAACAAUUUGCAAGGCCCAAUAUUGCCAUCAAAAAAUAACCUGACAUUACUUAGUUUUUUGUGUCUGGACCGCAAUCGCUUCACAGAGAUCUCAGGUAGCUUGUCCAACUCUCCUUAUUUGUUUACUUUGAAUAUGAGUCAGAAUCAUUUGUCAGGGAAGCUACCUGGGUGGAUAGCAAGUGUGUUACAAAAUCCAAUGGUGAUUGAUAUGUCCAAUAAUCAUUUCGAAGGUCCAAUUCCAACUGAAUUUUGUCAGCUUGGUAGUCUUGAUGAGGUUCUUGAGGUGUUUGACCUCUCUGGAAAUAAUAUUACCGGGACUAUUCCUUCUUGCUCCAGCCCCCCACAUAUAAGACAUGUCCAUCUCUCUAAAAAUAGGCUACAAGGACCAUUGCCGCACGCAUUUUUUAACAGCAGUUCAACAGUGACCAUAGAUCUUUCCCAUAAUAACUUAACAGGUCGUAUUCCAAGCUGGAUUGGAACCCUUUCUAGUCUGAGCAUUCUUCUCUUGAAAAAUAAUCAUUUCGAAGGUGGGAUUCCAAUCAGUUUAUGCCAGCUGUCCCAAUUAAGCUUGAUUGAUCUCUCUUAUAACUACUUUUCUGGCUACAUUCCUCCUUGCUUGGCUAACAUCACUUUUGAAGGAAUACCUAGUAGAACUUUUGUGAUAAAUAUUGGAAUAGGUCCAUUUGCCUUUUACACGUCAAUUAUAGAGGACAUGAAAAUGUUGUCAAAAACAAAGAAUGACUUUUUUGAGGAGGAUUCACGUGGUUUUAGCCCACAAGUUCAAGUAGCUUUCACAACAAAAGGAAUGUCUCGCCCUUACAAGGGAAUCAAUCUUGAUCUUUUCUCGGCAAUUGAUUUUUCCUGCAACAAGUUGACCGGCCACAUCCCACAAGAAGUUGGAAAUUUAGACCAAAUCAGAGAGCUCAACCUGUCUCACAAUGGCCUAAGUGGAACCAUCCCAACGACCUUCUCAAACCUACACAAGAUAGAGAGCUUAGACCUCUCCUUUAACAAUUUGAGCGGAAAAAUACCUUCACAGCUCACUGAGUUAUACUCUCUGAACAAGCUCAAUUUAUCGUACAAUUACUUAUCCGGUAGCAUACCUCAAGGUCAAAGAUCUGUCCAAUUUGAUACAUUUGAUAACAGUAGCUACAUGGGAAAUCCAUUACUUUGUGGACCACCACUUUCAACAACUUGCAACGCCAUUGAGCCACCAAGAGUCGUCAUGAAUAGCAGUGAAGUGGAUUAUGGCUUCAUGGACAUGGAAUCUUUCUAUGUGAGCUUUGCAGUGUCCUAUGUAACUCUGUUCUUAGGGAUUGCAGCUGUUUUUUACAUCAAUCCCUACUGGAGAAAGGCAUGGAUUCAUCUAGUUGAGGUGUGCGUCACCUCUUGCUACUACUUUGUUGUGGACAAUUUUCGAAAAGUAUUUUUUCAGAGAUAA